Messenger RNA from Drosophila rhopaloa, 1616 nucleotides. Its product is annotated as G-protein coupled receptor Mth-like. Gene Ontology annotation, molecular function: G protein-coupled receptor activity. Gene Ontology annotation, biological process: cell surface receptor signaling pathway; G protein-coupled receptor signaling pathway. NCBI's taxonomy places the organism in Eukaryota, Metazoa, Arthropoda, Insecta, Diptera, Drosophilidae. The coding region runs from base 5 to 1543 and encodes 512 amino acids. Gene Ontology annotation, cellular component: membrane. The transcript is spliced from 7 exons. The record is from RefSeq and is a predicted model, not a curated record.
AGGAAUGCCGAGUUUUCUGGGAUUGUUUUGCACAGUUCUUUUAUUGAUUGUGAAUUGUGGCCUACAGAAAACGAACGCUGAGAUUCUCGGAUGUGAUUUCUAUGACACUAUAGAUAUUUCGUCAAGUCGAAAGUUACCGAGUGGUUCUUAUAUAUAUGAAGACUUAGUUAUUCCCCUGCAUUUAACUGGGGAAUAUGACUACAAAGUGUUGCCAGACAACUCGAAAAAGAAGGUGACGAGCCACUUAAGAGGAUGUGUCUGCAAACUAAAGCCCUGCGUCAGGUUCUGCUGCCCUUUUGACCACAUAAUGUAUGGUAGUCUAUGCUACGAUGACAUGACGAUGGACGAGCUGGACGGACUCGAUCCAUUCCUGAACGUGACUCUCGACAACGGGUCGGUGGUAAAAAGACAUUUUAAAACCGAACUCAUCGUGCAGUCGGAUUUGCCCAUUCCUUCCAACCUAAUGUAUUUAAUAGACAAUCGAUAUGAAGGCAAUGAGUACACAUUAUUCGAGAAUGGAACCUUUUUACGCCACUAUGACAACGAGUUCAUUAAUAAGCGGGAAUACUGCCUGCAGCAUCUUCCCUUUAAAAAUGGAAAUAAAACAUCCAUUCGAAUUGUGCCCUACAACUGCUUACUAGAGCCCCCGAAAAAUUGGAGGGCCUUGGUCUUGGUUUUAUCACUUAUUUGCUUGAUUUUUACGAUCAGUGUGUACCUUUUCAUUGAGAAGCUUCGGAACUUUCAUGGUAAAUGCUUUAUAUGCUACAUGGUUUCUCUAUCUAUGGCAUACCUUCUCCUAUUUCUUAACUGGUGGGACUUAUCGUUUGGCUUCUGCGAAACAGCAGGUUUCAUGGGCUACUUCUUCAUCAUGUCCACCUUUUUUUGGCUUUCUGUCAUCAGCCGGCAUCUCUGGAAAACAAUUAGCGAGCCCUACCACUCGGCCAACCUUCCAAAGCGUCAGUUUCUGGUCUACAACAUUUUCGCCUGGGGAACGGCGUUGGUCUUGACUGGAGUUACUUUUAUAGCUGAUCAGGUCGUGGAGAACAAGGACUGGAGUCCUCGUGUGAGGGAGUUCUGUUGGAUCGAUACUCGAGUUUGGUCUGCCGUGCUCUACUUAGUUGCACCGAUUCAGGUGCUUUUUCUGUUCAACACUACCAUGUUUAUCCUUACUGUUCUUCACAUUAUAAAGGUAAGGCGGGAUAUAGAAGACUUUACACAGUACCAGAAGGGUGCCCAGAAGCUAAGCGCUAAUAAACCGAGUUACACCUUCUUUUUGCGUAUCUUCAUUAUGAUGGGUGUGUCGUGGAGCCUGGAGAUAUUUUCCUUCUUGGUACAGGGUCACAAAUUAUUGGAGAAUAUUUUUGUGGUGACUAGUCUCUUCAAUUGGUCCCAGGGUAUUAUCAUAUUUGUGCUUUUUGUUUUGAAGAAGAGCACGCUAAGACUCUUGAAGAAACGUUUAUAUUCUACAAAAGUAAGUCGAUGGUUGACCGGGAAUUCUUUUAAUCAGGAGUCAAUCAGGCAAAUAAGUAAUUCAGAAACAUAAGGACGAACUUUUAUAAGUAAACACCCUGUAUUUCUUAUAUUUUGACAUCGAAUAUAAAUCUGUUUUUUCAACA